AUGGCUGAAGCAAUUCAAACAAUAUUGUCAAUGUCAUUGAACAUCUAUUCAACCUCUCAUUCCAUCACUCGUCUGCCUUCGUUGCCUUUUGGGUGGCCAACGCGCCUUAGAAACUGUCCACCUGAGACUCUUCUUUGGCCCGUACACUCCACUAGACAAUCGAUUAUAUUUAGCAGGCGUGGCCGCAGGUCCGGCUGUAAUGCGGUGGGAUUAGAAGGGAUGUCGACACCGGCCGAUACCACUAAGAAGAAGAAAAGUAGAUAUGAAAUGGAGAAUUUGACGACGUGGUUGUUGAAACAAGAACAGGUAGGUAAUAUUGACGCCGAGCUCACUGUAGUGCUCUCUAGCAUAUCAUUAGCUUGCAAGAAAAUUGCUUCAUUGCUUCAAAGAUCCAGCAUCAUUAACAUUACUGGAGCUCAAGGCACUGUCAAUAUCCAAGGCGAAGAUCAAAAGAAACUCGACGUCAUUUCCAAUGAGUUGUUCUGCAACUGCUUGAGAUCAAGUGGCCGGACGGGGAUUAUAGCAUCGGAGGAAGAGGAUGUGCCGGUUGCAGUUGAAGAGACCUACUCAGGAAAUUACAUUGUAGUUUUUGAUCCAAUUGAUGGCUCUGCCAACAUUGACACUUCUUUGACAACAGGAUCCAUUUUUGGGAUUUACGGCCCUGAUCAGCAAUGCCUUGUCGACUUAGAGGAUGAUUCCAUACUUGAUCAAGCAAAAGAAAAGUGCAUAGUCAGCGUUUGCCAGCCAGGCAGCAACUUAUUGGCUGCAGGGUACUGCCUGUACUCAAGCUCAGUUUUCUUCACCAUCUCCAUAGGAAGCGGAGUUUUGGGGUUCACCCUGGAUCCCGCAUAUGGUGAAUUUGUUUUGACACAUGAAAAUAUCAGGAUUCCAAAGACUGGCAAAAUUUACUCCUUUAACGAAGGAAACUAUGAUUUAUGGGACGAGAAAUUGAAGAAGUACCUAGAUGAUUUAAGAAAGCCCGGUCCAAAUGGCAAGCCAUAUUCGGGCCGUUACAUAGGUUGUCUCGUUGGUGAAAUCCACAGAAUGCUGUUGGUUGGUGGGAUAUACGGAAAUCCCAAGAACAAGAAUGCCAAGAAUGGGAACUUGCGGCUUUUAUAUGAAUGUGCACCAAUGAGUUAUUUGAUAGAACAAGCUGGUGGUAAAGCAAUAGAUGGAUGCCAAAGAAUACUAGAUAUCAAGCCUGAACAGAUUCAUCAGCGCACUCCAAUUUUCAUUGGAAGCCUGGAGGAAAUCGAGAAACUGGAGAAUUAUAUAUCUUAA
Fraxinus pennsylvanica is the source of this 1281-nucleotide messenger RNA. The record is from the annotation of a GenBank genome assembly. NCBI's taxonomy places the organism in Eukaryota, Viridiplantae, Streptophyta, Magnoliopsida, Lamiales, Oleaceae.